Medioppia subpectinata is the source of this 318-nucleotide messenger RNA. Lineage: Eukaryota; Metazoa; Arthropoda; Arachnida; Sarcoptiformes; Oppiidae. The record is from the annotation of a GenBank genome assembly.
AUGAGCUUAAAAAUAGCAGUGAUUUUAUUUAUAUUUAUAUACAAAGUCUGUCACUGCAGUAAAGAAGAGUGUCAUCUUCGGCCUGUCAUCCAUGUCCUCAAACACGCCGGUUGUGUUCCCAAACCCAUCCCAUCGUUUGCCUGCUAUGGCACAUGUUCUUCAUACGUCCAGGUGUCGGGGUCCAAGUUCUGGCAGGUCGAGCGCUCCUGUAUGUGCUGUCAGGAAAUGGGCGAAAGGGAGGCCUCUAUUGCCAUAUUCUGUCCAAAACAAAUCCCACGGUUUCGUAAAGUUAGACACAUUUCUCUUCUUAUUAUUUAA